CUCAACUGUUCUCCGUCGUCCAAUGGAAUGUUAAGAAACUGGGGGCUUGUUUUUUAACUAUUAAUAAUUCAUGUGAGAUUAUUCAACUGUUAAACCGUUAUUUUAAUAUUAAGAAUAAUCAAGAGUGACUGUAGUAUCCCAAGGCUUUGCGGAUAUUUUAUUGGUCUUUUUGCGAAAAAUAAAUAAUAAAUAAAAUAAAAUAAAUACAAAUCACCGAUCCUGGGAUGCUACGUUUAUUUAGGAUGUUUGUUUUAUUUAUCCCAUUUUCUAUCCGAUCCUGACUCGCUCCAGUAGAGUAUAGCUACGUUAAGGAUGCUAUGAUUAUCUGCUUCCCCUUGCGCUAUUAUAAAACUCUAUGGUGUUGUGCCCUCACGCAUUUAGAUGGCGAUCUCGCACUCCGGCCAGUUGCAUCAGUUCCUGUGUGCGCGUGUAAAUGGCUGUGCCGUGGCUGCUCCACGCUACUUUUUAUUCCCAGGACGCAGAAUAGUAAUAAAUCCUCCUCUGCUACGAAAGGCUGUGAUCAUAAUAAAGACGUCACCCUCCAGCUCGGGUUGGUUCAACCGAGCCAAGUGCGCAGCUAUUUGUAAGCUACAACAACAACAACCUCCAGCACCAUGCCCAUGGAUAAUGUAGGGAUUUCUCUGAGAUCCCCUCGCCGUACGGAGACGAUAUCUGCGUCAGAUCCAUAGCAAAGACUGCCUUAAAUUGCUCCGGAUCUCUCUACUAUUUAAAAAAAAAAUCAACAACAAAAAAAACACAGAGGGACUUGAUCGCGUUGCAGGCUGUUGUCGCAACAAAUAGGACGCAAGACGUGGAUUUAAAGAGGGGGGCACUCUUUCAAAGAUUGAAUGGGGAAGUUUAAUUUUUGCAUGAGAGGCUAAGUGACGUAGCAUACCCUAUUACAAGAGUCAUGGAGGAAACAGCUGCAGAAACCCCAACCCCUGGCACCGGCGUUGCCCCGCCGGCUCCGAGACCUCAGCCAUCCUCCUUUGUCCCUUCCCGCAGCCUGCUGGAGUGGAGACGGAGGGUCAAGUCUGAGUACAUGCGCCUUCGCCAGUUAAAACGCCUUAAAAAAGCAGAAGAGGUUAAGACCCUGUUCAUGUUAAACAGGCAAAAGAUUGAGCAGAAGACAAAUAUCCUGAACACUGAAUGGUCCAAGCUCAGGAUUCAGUCCAUCCCUCUGUCUAGUGGAGCUAUGCCCAGUAAGAAGAUGUGUUCAGUCGAGUUCGGCUUCCCGGGAUUCAAAGCUCAAGCCGUCUCCAUGAGACCACUAUCCACCGUGGCUGGAAUCCCGUUCAUGUACUCCUGGUCGCCUCUGCAGCACAACUUCAUGGUGGAAGAUGAGACGUUCCUUCACAACAUCCCCUACAUGGGAGACGAGGUCCUGGAGCAGGAUGAGGCCUUCCUGGAGGAACUCAUUGAUAACUACGACGGUGUCCACGGUGACAGAGAGGGGGGGUUCAUCAGCGACGAGAUCUUUAAAGAGCUGGUGGAAGCUUUGAGUCAGUACUCGGACCAUGAGGAGGAGGAAGAGGAGGAGGCGGCGGCGCUGGCGGUGGAGGUGCCAGGGAAGAAAGAGGACGAGAGAGCAAUGAGGAGGAGCUCUGUGGAGGGCGCAGACGAGACCAAAGCCGGAGCUGUGGCAUUCAUCAGGAGGAAGAGGAGAAGCACUACUGAGGUGAGGGACUUGUCCGGCAACAAGAAGAUCCCCAACGAUAAGAUAUUUACAGCCAUCGCCUCGAUGUUCCCCUACAAGGGCACCACGGAGGAGCUGAAAGAAAAGUACAAGGACCUCUUGGAGCCCCCCAGCCCCGUGAAGCUCCCUCCCCUCUGCACCCCCAACCUGGACGGACCAUUUGCGAAGUCUGUGCAGCGGGAGCAGUCGUUACACUCCUUCCACACGCUCUUCUGCAGGCGUUGCUUCAAAUACGACUGUUUCCUCCACCCCUUUCACGCUACGCCCAAUGUUUACAAGAGGAAGACUAAGGAGAUCCGCAUGGAGACUGAACCAUGCGGCGUGGACUGCUUCCUGUUACAGAAAGGGGCUAAAGAGUUUGUGGAUCAGAACAUGUUACGGUCACAGAGGUCUCGGAGGCGACGGAGACAGCAGCGGCCCACCAGUUCCACUUGUCCCGGCCCGUCCGCUGAGGAAGGCAAAGAGGGCGACAGCGACCACGAAACCACCUCCUCCUCAGAGGGGAAUUCUCGGUGCCAGACUCCCACCAAGCUGCGUCCAGGGGAUGAUGACGGGGAGCAGCAGGCAUGCUGUGUGGUCCAGUGGAGUGGGGCAGAAGAGUCUCUGUUCAGAGUGCUUCACGGCACAUACUUCAACAACUUCUGCUCCAUCGCUCGCCUUAUCGGUACCAAGAACUGCAAGGAGGUGUACGAGUUUGCGGUGAAAGAGGUGCUCAUCCAUCGUGUUCCCUUGGACGAUGGAGGCAUCUCGCCCCAGAAGAAGAAAAGAAAACACAGGUUAUGGGCAAAGAUUCAGCUUAAGAAAGAUAACACAUCCAAUCAGGUGUACAACUAUCAGCCAUGUGACCACCCCGACCACCCAUGCGACAGCUCCUGCCCUUGUGUGAUGACCCAGAAUUUUUGCGAGAAAUUCUGCCAGUGUGAACACGAGUGCCAGAACCGCUUCCCAGGCUGCAGGUGUAAGACUCAGUGCAACACCAAACAGUGUCCGUGCUACCUGGCCGUGAGGGAGUGUGACCCUGAUCUCUGCAUGACCUGUGGGGCUGCAGACCACUGGGACAGCAAAGUGGUCUCUUGCAAGAACUGCAGCAUCCAGAGAGGCUUAAAGAAGCACCUGUUGUUGGCCCCGUCAGAUGUGGCCGGGUGGGGCACCUUCAUCAAAGAGUCUGUUCAGAAGAAUGAGUUCAUAUCUGAAUACUGCGGAGAGCUGAUCUCUCAGGACGAAGCUGACCGACGGGGAAGGAUCUACGACAAAUACAUGUCGAGCUUCCUUUUCAACUUGAACAAUGACUUUGUCGUGGAUGCCACGCGGAAGGGGAACAAAAUCCGCUUCGCAAACCAUUCGGUUAACCCCAACUGCUACGCAAAAGUGGUGAUGGUGAAUGGAGAUCACCGCAUCGGGAUCUUUGCCAAACGGGCAAUCCUGCAAGGAGAAGAGCUCUUCUUUGACUAUAGAUACAGCCAAGCGGAUGCCCUCAAAUAUGUGGGAAUAGAGAGAGAAGUAGACAUGACUUAGCUUCAUCGGCGCCGCACCUGCGUAACCUGUCCUCCUCGGCCACCCACUAUCGCUUCCUCUCCCUCUCUGCGGCAUCACAUCUAGCUGGCAGGUUUCUUUAAACAGUCGCUGCACCCUCUGCUGCACUUCCAAAAAUAGAAAGUCCCUCCCCACUGUUUGCAGGUGCUCCUGCUCUGCAAACACCAUACAGUACCACCUCCCCCAGUGGCAGCCGCUAGCUCUCCCCCAUCAUCUGCCCUCCUACCUAACUACCUACCUACCUACCUACAUACCUGCAAAACUGUAUACACCAAGCUUAUUAAACUAAACUAUUUAAAGUGGAAACAUUAUUAAUCCAUAUUGCUUACUGCACCAAGAGGAUCUCACACGUUUUUAUUCCAUCUUGUCAAUAAGGCUGCAUUUAUCCGUUAUACAGUGUGUUAUUCUGAGCUGUUCUGUUACUGUACUUAUAGACUGGCUUUUCGUUUGACAUCUCAAUACAUAAUACAAGCUUUUACAGCAUACCUAAUGAUAAUCAGUGAAAUGCAUGUUGCCGUCUUCUGACAAACCCAUCCAUUAACACACGUUAGCCACAGCAUUUAGCUUCCGUCAGAUGCCGUUCCUGUGCGGUCACUCAGUGUUUGUAGUAUGAUGUUACCCUCCGGUUGUUCUGCAGAGGGACGUGACCAGGUUUGACAGCUUGGCAUGUUCCCCUGCGAACCCUUUUCAGCAAGCUAGGGUCACCACGUCUUUACAGAGAAUAAAGUAAUUGUGCAUUUAUAUCAUUCUUCAGCAAAAAUAGGCAACCCGGACGAGAAACCGACUGACUGAAUGUAACCUGUAGAUGGUGGUGAAGAGAUCUCAUCCCUCCUUUCAUUGUACGCAUUAUCCUGUUAUUGGCAGUCAGAGCAACUUACAGACAGCAGACAUUUAUCAUUAUGUUUACGCAAUCUUGAGGCCAGACUCACGCCUUUCACCGGGCAAACUAUUAAGAAGUAGUCGGAGAGUAAAUGUCUUGAUGAGAAAUACGAUAAAGUGCCAAAUGAUUCCACGCGGGAAGGCGGAUGAACCCUUGUGGACGUCUUGCGCAAUUAGCAGUGGUUGUUAUGACAAUGGGAAAAGUAAACUUGUCAAUGUUUGACCAAAUACUAAAGUCCCCCACAUGUGAAUGUAAAAUAUAAUUUAUCAUCUUUUCUCUUUUGUACGUCCAGAUUUGUCAUUCACUCGGAUUUCAUUUGAAGCCCCCUCCCUUUAAAAUGAGAUCUUUCUCAACAGAGAAGAACAAAAUGGAGUUUAAUGCUAUGUACAGUGUAUGCCUAUAAAAAUAAAAGUUUAACUUUAUACAUUAA
Molecule: messenger RNA, 4539 nt
Organism: Mugil cephalus (flathead mullet)
Lineage: Eukaryota; Metazoa; Chordata; Actinopteri; Mugiliformes; Mugilidae
Gene: ezh1
Product: enhancer of zeste 1 polycomb repressive complex 2 subunit
Exons: 21
Coding region: 911-3211 (766 amino acids)
Biological process (GO): chromatin remodeling
Molecular function (GO): protein binding; histone H3K27 methyltransferase activity
Source: RefSeq, a predicted model, not a curated record